AUGAACACGGACGCACUACUCCGCUUUAAUUGCCGCAAGCGCUGCCUACCGGCUGACGGUCGCCUCGACGACCACUGGCGCGGCCAGCAGCGCAAGCGCCGCGGCGUGCGCGUCCUCGUUCCCGACUGCUUCCUCGUGCCCCCGCCGGAAGCCAAAUCCGCUGAUUUCGACAUGUGGGACUACAUCUGCAGCAUCCCCGACAGGCUGGGAUGGGGCAACGGCCUGAGGCUGCUCAAGGGCUGGGUCCGUGCGUCGAAGGAUGUGCCGCAGGAUCCGUCGGAUCUCACGUGUCUCACCAAGAAUAGCGAUGUGAAGCCAGGGCGCGUGGUGGUCGCGGGGAAUUGGAAAGUAGAUGACCCCGUGAAGGUCGCUUUGAAGGCAGCGGCGCCGCCUCCUCCUCGGCGGGAAAAGGUGAAACCGUAUUGGAAGUAUCUCCACGAGGAGACGAGACAUAAUGACAAGAGCUUGGGCGAGAUCGACGCCCGGGUGGCUCUUCUGGAGAAGACGCUUGAGGAGCAGAGGAGGGUGGCUCUUCUGGAGAAGACGCUUGAAGAGCAGAGGAGGGUGGCUCUUCUGGAGAAGACGCUUGAGGAGCAGAGGACGCUGGCUGAGCCGCCUAAGGAGGAUCUGUCUCAAUUCUUUGUACCUAUAACUGCUGAAGAUGAAAUGGAAGUUCAGGAUUGUUUGUAUGGUAAUGGUUCAAGUAGCAAAGUCCUGGUGCUGCAUGAACCGUCUAACAUUGAGGUUAGCAGGGAAAAAAUUCGGUGUUUGAGACCACAUGGCUGGUUAAAUGAUGAGGUCAUUAAUUUGUACCUUGAAUUGUUAAAGGAGAGGGGAAUGAGAGAACCAAAAAGGUUCUUGAAAUGCCAUUUCUUCAAUACAUUUUUUUAUAAGAAGCUUGCUUGUGGAAAAACUGGAUAUGACUACAAAUCUGUAAAAAGAUGGACUACCUCCAGGAAGUUGGGUUAUGAGCUCAUUGAAUGUGAUAAAAUCUUUGUCCCCGUACAUCAAAAUGUGCAUUGGUGUUUGGCAAUUAUAAACAUGAAGGCGAAGACAGUACAAUAUCUUGAUUCUCUUGGCGGCGAUGAUCUUCGUGUAUACGAAAUGCUGGCUAGAUAUAUUGUGGAUGAAGUGAAGGACAAGAGUAAUAAAGAGAUUGACAUAAGUUCUUGGACCAAAGAAUCUAUUGAUCGUAUUCCUUUACAAGAGAAUGGGUGGGAUUGUGGUAUGUUUAUGCUCAAGUACAUUGAUUUCCACAGCAGAGGAGUCGGCUUAUCUUUUCGUCAGGAUCACAUGGAAUACUUUCGGAGGAGAACAGCUAAGGAAAUCUUAAGACUAAGGGCUGACUAA
Messenger RNA from Triticum turgidum subsp. durum (durum wheat), 1350 nucleotides. NCBI's taxonomy places the organism in Eukaryota, Viridiplantae, Streptophyta, Magnoliopsida, Poales, Poaceae. The record is from the annotation of a GenBank genome assembly.